Molecule: messenger RNA, 7124 nt
Organism: Ornithorhynchus anatinus (platypus)
Lineage: Eukaryota; Metazoa; Chordata; Mammalia; Monotremata; Ornithorhynchidae
Gene: USP32
Product: ubiquitin specific peptidase 32
Exons: 34
Coding region: 79-4941 (1620 amino acids)
Biological process (GO): protein deubiquitination
Cellular component (GO): Golgi apparatus
Molecular function (GO): cysteine-type deubiquitinase activity; calcium ion binding
Source: RefSeq, a predicted model, not a curated record
GCGGGGAGGAGGGACGGGGGGAGGACGAGGGGGCGUCGUCCGUCGAGCUCCAGCCCCGGCCGAGGGGAUGAGGGGAGUAUGGGCGCCAAGGAGUCACGGAUCGGAUUCCUCAGCUACGAGGAGGCGCUGAGGAGAGUAACAGAUGUGGAGUUGAAGCGGCUUAAAGAUGCCUUCAAGAGAACCUGCGGACUCUCCUGUUACAUGGGCCAGCAGUGCUUCAUUAGGGAAGUUCUUGGAGAUGGCGUUCCACCCAAGGUUGCUGAGGUGAUCUACUGUUCGUUUGGUGGAACAUCUAAAGGGCUACACUUCAAUAACUUAAUUGUUGGACUUGUUCUCCUCACAAGAGGCAGAGAUGAAGAGAAAGCGAAAUACAUUUUUAGUCUGUUUUCUAACGAAUCUGGAAGCUAUGUCAUCCGGGAAGAAAUGGAGAGAAUGCUCCACUUGGUGGAUGGAAAAGUCCCAGAUUCACUCAGGAGAUGUUUCUCUGAGGGUGAAAAGGUGAACUACGAGAAGUUUAGAAACUGGUUACUUCUAAACAAAGACGCUUUCACUUUCUCCAGAUGGCUGCUCUCUGGAGGUGUAUAUGUAACGCUCACAGAUGAUAGUGAUACCCCAACUUUCUACCAAACUCUGGCUGGAGUCACCCAUUUAGAAGAAUCUGACAUCAUCGAUCUCGAGAAGCGCUAUUGGCUGCUGAAGGCUCAGUCCCGGACCGGCCGUUUCGACCUGGAGACAUUUAGCCCUUUGGUUUCGCCACCUAUUCAUCCGUCGCUGAGUGAAGGUUUGUUUAAUGCCUUUGAUGAAAACCGUGACAAUCACAUAGACUUUAAGGAGAUCUCCUGUGGGUUAUCAGCAUGUUGCAGGGGACCCUUGGCCGAAAGACAAAAAUUUUGCUUCAAAGUAUUUGAUGUUGAUCGUGAUGGAGUUCUCUCUCACACUGAACUGAGAGAUAUGGUGGUUGCACUUUUGGAGGUUUGGAAGGAUAACCGCACUGAUGACAUCCCUGAAUUGCACAUGAAAUUGUCUGACAUAGUAGACAGCAUUUUGAAUGCCCACGACACCACGAAGAUGGGGCAUCUCACUCUAGAGGACUAUCAGAUCUGGAGUGUGAAGAAUGUUCUUGCCAAUGAAUUCUUAAACCUCCUUUUCCAGGUGUGCCAUAUAGUUUUGGGUUUAAGACCAGCUACUCCAGAAGAAGAAGGACAAAUAAUCAGGGGUUGGCUCGAACGGGAGAGUAGGUACGGCCUGCAGCCGGGACACAACUGGUUCAUCAUCUCUAUGCAGUGGUGGCAGCAGUGGAAAGAAUAUGUCAAAUAUGAUGCCAACCCUGUUGUGAUCGAACCUUCGUCUGUCUUGAUGGGGGGGAAAAACCCACUCGCCACAACAGCUCAGUCUCUGGAGCCGAGUGAAGACAAAACAGGAGGUGCUGGCCUUGAUUAUUUGAAUACUACGGAAGAGAAGUUUUCCGACGAUAUUUCUUCUGCGUCUGAAGCCUCGGAGUCAGCUAGCAGCACUUUCCUUUAUUCCAGCACUCCUGCGGCAGAUAUGUGUUUUGCUAGGCAACAUAACACUUCUGACAACAACAAUCAGUGUUUGCUCGGAGCCAAUGGAAACAUUUUACUACCAUUCAACCCACAAAAACCAGGGGCUAUCGAUAACCAGCCUUUGGUAACCCAAGAACCAGUGAAGGCAACUUCAUUAACCCUGGAAGGCGGACGGUUGAAACGAAUUCCACAGCUAAUUCAUGGGAGAGACUAUGAAAUGGUGCCAGAACCAGUAUGGAGAGCUCUAUAUCACUGGUAUGGAGCAAACCUGGCCUUACCCAGACCAGUGAUCAAGAAUAGCAAAACAAACAUCCCGGAAUUGGAGUUGUUUCCUCGCCACCUCCUCUUCCUUAGACAGCAGCCUGCCACUCGGACACAGCAAUCGAACAUCUGGGUGAAUAUGGGUAUGAUGAGACUGAGAAUGUUCCCUCCACAUUUACCGAGAGGGAAUGUGCCUUCUCCAAACGCACCUUUAAAGAGGGUGUUAGCGUAUACAGGCUGCUUUAGUCGCAUGCAGACCAUCAAGGAAAUUCAUGAGUAUCUGUCCCAGAGGUUGCGCAUCAAAGAAGAAGAUAUGCGCCUGUGGUUAUACAACAGUGAGAACUACCUUACUCUUCUGGAUGAUGAAGAUCAUAUGUUAGAAUACCUGAAAAUCCAGGAUGAACAGCACUUAGUAAUUGAAGUUCGAAACAAGGACAUGAGCUGGCCAGAGGAGAUGUCAUUUAUAGCCAACAGUAGUAAAAUAGACAGACACAAGGUUCCCACGGAGAAGGGUGCCACAGGGCUGAGUAACCUGGGAAAUACAUGCUUCAUGAACUCCAGCAUCCAGUGCGUUAGUAAUACGCAGCCUCUAACUCAGUACUUCAUCUCAGGAAGACACCUCUACGAACUCAACAGGACAAAUCCCAUUGGGAUGAAGGGCCACAUGGCCAAAUGCUACGGGGAUCUGGUUCAGGAAUUGUGGAGUGGAACUCAGAAGAACGUGGCUCCCCUAAAGCUACGGUGGACGAUAGCCAAGUAUGCUCCUAGGUUCAAUGGUUUCCAGCAGCAGGAUUCCCAGGAACUUCUGGCUUUUCUCUUGGAUGGUCUUCACGAGGAUCUCAAUCGAGUUCAUGAGAAGCCGUACGUGGAGCUGAAGGAUAGUGACGGUCGCCCAGAUUGGGAGGUAGCAGCUGAGGCCUGGGAAAACCAUCUGAGAAGAAACCGAUCAAUUGUUGUGGAUUUGUUCCACGGCCAGCUAAGAUCGCAAGUCAGAUGCAAAACCUGUAGACACAUAAGUGUUCGAUUCGACCCUUUCAAUUUUCUCUCUCUGCCACUACCCAUGGAUAGCUACAUGCAUUUAGAAAUAACAGUUAUUAAGCUAGAUGGUACUACCCCUGUUCGAUACGGACUGAGGCUGAAUAUGGAUGAGAAGUACACGGGCUUGAAAAAGCAGCUGAGCGAUCUGUGCGAACUGAAGCCCGAACAGAUUCUUCUUGCCGAAGUGCAUGGCUCCAACAUAAAGAACUUUCCUCAGGACAACCAGAAGGUACGGCUUUCUGUGAAUGGCUUUUUGUGUGCGUUUGAGAUCCCCACCCCAGGGUCCCCAACUUCAGCAUCCAGCCCUGUCCAGACAGACUUACCCACUAGUCCGUCGACGACUGGAAUCCUCAAUGCCCCAACCAACGGGGACCUGCCCCGCCCAACGCUCCUUCCCAAUGGAAUGCCAAACACUGUCGUGCCAUGUGGAACUGAGAAGACCUUCUCUAACGGGAUGGUGAAUGGUCACGCGACGAUACUUCCCGGAAGCCCCUUCAUAGGCUACAUCAUUGCAGUCCACAGGAAAAUGAUGAGAACAGAACUGUACUUCCUGUCAUCUCAGAAGAAUCGCCCCAGCCUCUUCGGAAUGCCGUUGAUCGUUCCGUGUACGGUGCACACCCGGAAAAAAGACCUGUACGAUGCAGUGUGGAUUCAGGUGUCCCGAUUGGCCAGCCCACUCCCUCCUCAGGAAGCCAGUAAUCACGCCCAGGACUGUGACGACAGCAUGGGUUAUCAGUAUCCGUUUACACUAAGGGUUGUUCAGAAGGAUGGGAAUUCCUGUGCAUGGUGCCCGUGGUACAGGUUCUGCAGAGGCUGUAAAAUCGACUGCGGAGAAGACAGCGCCUACAUUGGAAACGCUUACAUUGCUGUGGAUUGGGACCCCACAGCCCUUCACCUUCGUUACCAGACGUCACAAGAACGGAUUGUUGAAGAGCACGAAAGUGUGGAGCAGAGCCGGAGGGCCCAGGCAGAACCCAUCAACCUGGACAACUGUCUGCGGGCCUUCACCAACGAGGAGGAGCUGGGCGAGGACGAGAUGUAUUAUUGUUCCAAGUGCAAGACCCACUGUUUAGCCACCAAGAAGCUGGAUCUCUGGAGACUCCCCCCCAUCCUGAUAAUUCACCUAAAACGAUUUCAGUUUGUGAACGGCCGCUGGAUCAAAUCUCAAAAAAUCGUUAAGUUUCCUCGUGAAAACUUUAACCCCGGUGCUUUCCUGGUACCCAGAGAUCCAGCACUUUGCCAGCGCAAGACCCUCCCGCCCCAAGGGGAUGACUCGUGUGAUCCUCGGCCUCCUCCGGGAGAAUUGAAGAAAGUGGAGUCCCAGAACGGGUUCACACCCGGAGAAGGGGACGCACUGUGCAAGAGCCCUUCCUCUCUCAGUACCAACAUUGUCAAUAAUACGAAAGGCUCUCCAUCUUCAGCAAGGAAAAGCGGAAGCAGCUGCCCCUCGAGCAAAAACAGCAGCCCAAACGGCAGCCCUAGAACUUUAGGAAGGAGUAAAGGGCGACUCCGCCUACCCCAGAUCGGCAGCAGAAGUAAACUGUCCGGGAGCAAGGAGAACUUGGACCCCAGUAAGGAGAACGGUGCCGACCAGUCUUCUGAGUCGGCCGACGGCACGAGCAGAGGACACGUGUUGGGGGAGAGCCAGCCAGAGUUGUUCACGCCUCAGGACAACGAGGGGCCUGUAGCCAACGGAUUCUUUUGGGGACAAGAAGCGUCCGCCAACAGCUGUAGUAACGGUCAGAUGGAAAACUACAGUGAGGAAGACAUCACCGAUGACCAAAGAGAAGACGUCUGCAUUAAGCCUAUUUACAACCUAUAUGCAAUUUCGUGCCAUUCAGGAAUUUUAGGCGGGGGUCAUUACGUCACUUAUGCCAAAAACCCAAACAAUAAGUGGUACUGCUAUAACGACAGCAGCUGUAAGGAACUCCACCCGGACGAAAUUGACACCGACUCUGCUUACAUUCUUUUCUACGAGCAGCAGGGGAUAGACUAUGCACAAUUUCUGCCAAAGAUUGACGGCAAAAAGAUGGCAGACACGAGCAGCAUGGACGAAGACUUCGAGUCCGACUAUAAGAAGUACUGCGUAUUACAGUGAAGGCCGGGCUGUUUCUUGGGCCGAGGCGGAGGAGACACCGUGCCGCUGACGUUUGGCAAAAAGCGUCGCGGAAGAGUGAAGAGUAGGAGCCAGAUGGAGUUACUUUAUCUUGUGACCCUGAAGCACAAAAUGAAAAGCCUAAUUAAAUAGCAAUUAACAUAAAGAUAGUAUUGUUAUCGUGUGAAGUAUCUCACUACAAGCUCUCAAAGUGCUCUGUUGUGACUUGCUGGACAGAGGUUCUCAUUGACCUGCCAAGCAAACGGCUUGGUGUAAGAUGACUAGGACCAAAUAAGAGCUGAAAUGCCCAGAGCCCAGCUAAGAGCUGAGCAGUAAAACUAGAGUUUACCAAUUAUCCUAACAACACUUAGGGUCUCCUUAAAAUCAAAAUUAAAAAAAAAAAAAAAAAAGAUAGUGUCGUCAGGGGACGACACGAUACGCUACCUCCUUUUUCCUGAAGUUUUAUUCCAUUAGCAAGGCUGGGAAAGUAAGAUCUCGAGAGAUGUACAGGCAACCUGGACGGGACAGACAUCGAGGUUGUCGGGGUUUUUUUUGGAUUUUUUUUUUUUUUUUAAUCACUUUGCCACUGUGUGUAUUGUUCCUUUUGUCUUGCGUUUGAAGCACAGCCAAGUCGUCUGUGGCCAAGGCAGGUCGUCUUCUCGUUCAGGAGUCAAUUCUUGUUGUUGUUUGCCUUCCAAGUGACACCUUGCCACUUAGGAGGAGAGGGCUCUCUGGGCCAAGGGGUCUUGGACUUAGAGACACUUAAAACGGUGUCCAGAUGACGAUAAAAGACAGAUAAAGCCAGGACUGGAGGGUGGGGGGGCCCUGGAAUGGGUUUGUGAUGAUCUGUAUGUGUCUUACCAUGCAAAGAUUGCACAUGAAGUUCCUGGAAAGGACAGUAGCAGCAAAUCUAGGAUGUGUUUCAUGAUUAGUGUUAUUUUGUGAUUUUGCACUUUUUAAGAAGGAAAAAUUCACUUGUUUUGGGGGAUGUAAGGGCUCUCCGGGGACUGGGUGGUGGUGCUUUUUUGUGUUUCAUUUUUUCCCCAUCAUAUGGAAUUUUAAGGCAACAGAUAGGCACCACUCAACCCUGAUGGUUGUUAAAGUAGCUAUGAUAUUUGUCAAUAUGAUUUUUAUCUUUUGUUACUGGGAUACGAUGAAUUUUUUUAAAUUGGUUGGUAUUUUCCAGCCAUUUCCUUACUCUGCAUGUUUUGGUAUUAAUUUGUACAUUUUAAAUUUUUUUAACAAUCUGGUCAUCCAAUUUUGAGACUUCUUUGUUCUCCCUUGGUUAUUCUUCUGUAUGAAUUAUUCAGGGAUGGGAUGAAGAUAUAUGGAUUAUUUAUUUGAGGCUUUUUUUUUAAUUCUUCCGUUGUGAAUUUUUUAAUAUAUUGAGGUUACGGUUUCACUCUUUCAGCCAUUUCUUGUUCAAUUAGACCUUGCCGUGCUGACCAGUGACUCCCAAACUGCCCCAUCCCCUCACUUGCGGUAGAGGAACAACUAAUGAAAGAACUACAAAGUGCUCAUUUGUGUAUUCAUUUCUGGGACUCAUUAAUGUCCAGUUUCCUUUUGCCGUGUUUUGCAGUGAUAGCUAAAUAGCCACUGAGAGAGCACUCCUCUCAGACAAGGAUGAAUGUUUUGCUAAGAAAACAGAGGAGCUAACAUUUUUUCCCACCUAAAAGUGAGGUUCCUUAUUUGGUAAGGUACCUCUUCGAGAAAGAGCAGUAGAACGUCUGGAGCUGAGUUUUGAUGAUGAAAUGCAGAAUUUCUGGCUUUGGGAUUUUGCAGUCCCCAAAUUUGUCUAUUCCUACCCGGAUAAGCCCCGUGGAAAAUGAAAGAUUUUCAAAUGAUUUGCAUACAAGUGUUUUAUUUAAGAAGGUAGCACAAUCUACUAAUGUUGUUCUUCUGUGUUUGUUAUAUUGGUUGUAAUUAAUUUUUUAAUUAAAUUAAUUCAUGGAUUAACAGGAAAUUUAUUAAAUUAACUAUUAACUAUAUUCACUUUGUAAAUUAUUGUAUAAAACUCAUGGACAAUGCACUGACUAGAAAUGUUUAUGUACAUAAAUACGGUGUAAAUAAAAUAGUGUUGAUGUAUUGAAAUAUGAGCUGUAUAAAAAAAAAAGUAUCAGUAAUUGUAUAUGGAGUGAACUUGUUUAACUAUUAGUCAAACCAAUUAAAUACUGUGGAUGCAUCUA